Clunio marinus is the source of this 510-nucleotide messenger RNA. Lineage: Eukaryota; Metazoa; Arthropoda; Insecta; Diptera; Chironomidae. The record is from the annotation of a GenBank genome assembly.
AUGACGGGAAAACAUAACGAGACGAAAUAUCUGAUAAAAAAUAUGGAUAUGCUUUACUAUUGCCAUCCCCUUACACAUGUCUUUAUACUCUAUCAACCUCAAUUUACCGUUACAUGUCAAUCUGACGAGGGAUAUGAGAAAAUGUCUAAUAUGCUACUUGGGGAUGUGCUGGCGACGACAUAUGUACGACCAAAGCCCUCGUCCAUGAGUAGCAAAGCGACAGAGAAAACAAACGAAAAAAAAUCAAUACACUGGCAAUUAGAUUGUCAUAAAUUUGUGCUGCCGUUAAAAGCUCUUAAAGUUAUAAAUAGCACACGAAUCGAUAAUAUUGAGUUGUUGCUUUAUGAAAUGUUUCGAAUUCGUCUUGCUUUUGUGAUAUUUAUGACAAAAGACAUAAAGCUGCUUAAAGUCAAGCUUACAAUCAGUAGAAACUUAUUGAUUUAUCAGAAGACGCUGUUGAAAUUGCAUCAUGCACUUUCAGCUUCUUCUGAUGCUGACUUUGAAAAGUGA